Molecule: messenger RNA, 2102 nt
Organism: Drosophila innubila
Lineage: Eukaryota; Metazoa; Arthropoda; Insecta; Diptera; Drosophilidae
Product: protein escargot
Exons: 3
Coding region: 40-2055 (671 amino acids)
Biological process (GO): regulation of DNA-templated transcription
Molecular function (GO): RNA polymerase II cis-regulatory region sequence-specific DNA binding; DNA-binding transcription factor activity, RNA polymerase II-specific
Source: RefSeq, a predicted model, not a curated record
CGGUCCAAAACUGGCAAGUGGCAGGCAGGAGACGACACAAUGUCUGUGGACUUUAUACUGCCCAAUCGCAACAAGAUACAAACGAUUGCCUAUGCGAGCAAAAAGUAUGCGGCAUCUGCCACCGAGCUGCAAAGCUGGCGACGUCCCAAGCCGAAGCCAAAGGCGAAACCCAAAGGCGGACAGACGCCUCAGCAUCAUCAUCAUCAUCAUCCACAGCAUCCACAGCAGCAUCCACAGCAGCAGCAGCAUCAACAACAGACGACAACACUGCGCAAACUGAGGCCAGCACAGAGCUCCAAUCCCAAUGAGGACAAGUCCUCAGUGCUGCGGAAUGCCAAUAACAAUAACAGUAAUAGUAACAAUGGCCAAGGCAAGAUGACGCUCAAGUCUAGCCUCAAGCAAAAGGAGACCAAGCGAAACGGAAGAGCUGCCGCAUUCAAGCGUGAGUUAAUCGAGCUGGCCAACAACAACGACAACGACAAUGAUGAUGAUGAUGACGAUGAUGAUGAUGAGUAUGUCGAUGAUGAUGUGGAAGAGGAUGAUGUGGGCACGCCACCUGAUGAGCAGUUGGAAUGGUCGGCAGCACAAUCGCUGGUGCAAAUGAACUCCAAACAGGAGAAGCAGCGAUGUCUAGGCGUUGCUAUAACAGCAGCAGCAACAGGAGUAUCAAUGCGCCGUCCAGUGGCCUUUGGUCGCGCCCCAGCCGAGGAUGGCAAGGUGAUCUUCUAUGCGCCGCCAGCGAGUGCCAACGGAGCCGCCCGGCAACCGCAACCGAUGGCCAUAAAGCGUGAGCGGGAGCAACAAGUGGUUGCAGCUGCCAUUUACAGGGGACGCAGCGUGGAGGAGACGGAAGCGGCACACGAUCUGUUGUCGCUGUCGCAGAGCUUGCCACCGCUCAUACCGCCCUGUGUGGUGACCAUAAUGAAACAGGAGGUGGCACACAAGCCACACCAUCAGUCGGAGCAUCUGCCGAUCAUGCAAGAAAUCUCAAAUACUUCCAAAUCGCCACAAUCGCCGCAAUAUCAGAGCAGCAGCAGCAGCAGCGGAGGCAGCUCAAAUAUUCGAUUUAUUGGCAGUAGCUCAUACGACAUGUUGCACAGUCAUACGCCGGAGGCAUCGAACAAUUGUUCGCCAUUGACGCCGCCCAAUUCCGAUCACAGCUCCGAUGUGGACAUUGACAUGUCCUCGUCAUCCGAAUCCGGCCAAUUGCAUUGGAACAAACAGGCGACAGCGCAGCCACAACAACGUGCCUCCGCGUUGAAGAUGUGCCUCAACAUGCUCGAUGGUCGCACCAAGGCCAGCAAGGCGGCCAGCAAGGACAAGGAUCACCAGCAGCGACCCAAGAGCAUCAGCAGCAGCAGCAGCAGCAGCAGCAGCAGCAUUGCAGUCAGUGAAUCAUCGAACAGUGUUGCUGCCAGUGGAGCUGCUGCCGCCACGGGCAGCGGUGAGAAUUAUGCGAAACGCAAGCGUGGCUGCUACAAGUGCACCGAAUGUGGCAAGCAAUAUGCCACAUCCAGCAAUCUGUCGCGCCACAAGCAGACGCAUCGUUCCCUGGACUCACAGUCGGCCAAGAAGUGUAAUACCUGUGGCAAGGCCUAUGUCUCGAUGCCCGCCUUGGCCAUGCAUCUUCUAACGCACAAACUCUCGCACAGCUGCGACAUCUGUGGCAAGUUGUUCUCGCGUCCCUGGCUGUUGCAAGGACAUCUGCGCUCCCACACCGGCGAGAAGCCCUACGCCUGUGUCCACUGUGGCAAGGCAUUUGCGGAUCGCUCCAAUCUCCGGGCUCACAUGCAGACGCAUUCCGGGGACAAGAACUUCAAGUGUCAUCGCUGCAAUAAAACCUUUGCGCUCAAAUCGUAUCUGAACAAGCAUCUGGAGUCGGCUUGUCUCAGGGAUGCGGGUGCCAUAUCGAUGGGCAAGAGUGUCGAUGGGGAUCAUGAUGAUCAGGAUGAUGAGGAUGAGCUAAUGAAGCAGGAUAACGAACAGGAUCACGAUGAUCUCGAGGCGGAUGAGUUGGACAGCGAUGAGAACAGUCAGGAUAUUGUGGUAGCUUAAGACAUCUAUUAUCUAAUAUCCUAACUAAUCUAACCUAAUCUUAAAUA